AUGACUAAAAAUGCCAAUAAUGAAAUGGCCACAACAAUAACAACAAUGCUAAAACAACAGAUACAUUGUAAUCAUAAUGAUAACAUAAAAAGCAAAAUAGACAAAAUAUAUCCGAAGAAAUCAAACACACCUCAUUCACUUUCAUCUCAACAACUACAGCGCAACCCGCCGCUCUUUUCAACGCCUCCAACAGCUGCUACUGGUAAUGGAAAUUACAGCAGUGCUAGUUCUACACCACAUUAUUAUACAACUGUUAAUUCUGAUCAAAACAGUAUCAUUGCCUCAAAUAGUCCACAUAAUGCUUAUAAUUCAUCAUAUGAAAAACGCACAAGUAAUAUUGUCAUCACGGGAAAUAAGAAACCACCAUCCUUUGCUAGCGGAAAUAAUGUCAAUCGUCAAAAUAUAACCAACUCCAUAACCUACAAUAAUGGUUCUACGAGUAACAAACCUGCAUUGAUUGCAAUUAACAACGAUACUCGUGGUUCACCAAAUAAUUCCAAUAGUGGUUAUCAAGGUACACGACCUCAUAUUAUAAAUAAACGGGGGGAUAAACAACAGACACCACUUCUAAGUGGUCCUCCUAGUUAUACUGGUAACACUAUUAGUACUCAUCAUACCAUGUCGUCAGAUGCUACAACUGGCAAACCACCAAUAAGAUUAAAUGCUGCCGCUGCUAGUUUCAGACAUAAAUCCAAUAACUCGAUCGAAUAUAGACGAAGUGUGUCGCAACGUAAUUCACCCGGAACAAAUUCCAGCAGCAACGAAAAUAGCAACAACAAUUCACCAAAUAGCAUUUCUGCCGCAUCUACUACACCAAUUACUAAUUGCUUCGUGCCCACUUACAUAGGAAACAAUAGUAACAGUGCUGGUAUGCAUGCAGAUCAACCACAAACAACUCCUACAGCUUCAUUGUAUAUAGCUGCUCGUGGCACGAAUCACAUUCCGCCUCCUCUACCGCAUGGUGGCACAGUUGUUGCCACCACUAGCGGUGCAGCAACUGUGUUAGGUGGUGCAAUGGCACAUCACCAACCGUUGCUAGGUACCUACAAUCCAAAUGCUGGAUCAGGAAUGUACGUUAAGUACGGACAAACUAUUUUUGCACACCCAUCCGUAACGCUGCAAAAUAGUCGCCGAUCUCCAUCAACCGAUCUAAGGCCCCCAAUGGCUCAAAUGACUGGAAUGUAUCCGACUGUAAAUAUGAUGAUACCAGCACAUCCACGUCAUGCGCCAAGUAGACAUCCAAAUCCCAACUACAAAGGGACGCGGCCACGUUAAGCAACAUUCAAAACAAUGAUGCUAUACUAAAAUCUAAAUAAAAAAUUAAUUUAAUAUAUUUACUAGUAACAGCAUAUAAAGCGUAGAUAACAAUAAUUUUAAAUCGCAUAAGAAAACAAUUCUAAGCUAAAAGGUAAAAUAUUACAAAAAUUUAUUAAAAAUAAUAUUUUCCGGGCCAUUUUACAAAGAGACAAAAAGAUGAAAGUGACAAAAUUAUAUUAAUAUUAGUAAACAUAGAAAUUUAACGACAUAAACAAAAACAGGAUCCACAACAGACAACUGAAAAGACAUACAAAGAUAUAUGUAUGAGAAAAAUAAAACAGAGAAACCACUUCUAUCUUUUGUUAUAACUAAAAUGUAUAUAAACGUUUUAAUUCUUCCACUUGACAAUUAGGUCAGAAAAGAAAGUAAAUAUGUCUGUGCCAUAAAAAAAACAAAUAACAAACAACAAAAAACAAAACAAUUAACAAUAGUCAAUACUUAUAAACUCCUUCUGAGUUAACUUUAAAAGACACCAAUAGUACAUGAUUAGCACAUACAGUUUGU
Molecule: messenger RNA, 1821 nt
Organism: Teleopsis dalmanni
Lineage: Eukaryota; Metazoa; Arthropoda; Insecta; Diptera; Diopsidae
Product: protein encore-like
Exons: 4
Coding region: 1-1275 (424 amino acids)
Source: RefSeq, a predicted model, not a curated record